This is a messenger RNA of Corylus avellana, 309 nucleotides long. The record is from RefSeq and is a predicted model, not a curated record. Lineage: Eukaryota; Viridiplantae; Streptophyta; Magnoliopsida; Fagales; Betulaceae.
AUGGAAGGAUGCAAAAAGCUUGUCCUUGUGGCUCUGGUUUUGGCCUUGGCCAUUUUCUCUGAGCCCAUGGUGGCCAAUGCUCAGACACUCUGCCGCAUGACCAAAGAGGGUCUCAAGGCAUGUGAGCCAUCCGUCAACGGCCCAAACCCUGCUCCUCCAUCCGCCGCAUGCUGCUCGGCUCUUUCCAAUGCCGACAUGCAAUGCCUGUGCCUUUUUAAGAACUCCAGGCUGUUGAAUCUCUAUGGAAUUGACCCCAAUCUCGCCUUGGCGCUCCCCUCUAAAUGCAAUCUUCCCCAAACCCGUUGCUAG